This is a messenger RNA of Aegilops tauschii subsp. strangulata, 795 nucleotides long. The record is from RefSeq and is a predicted model, not a curated record. Lineage: Eukaryota; Viridiplantae; Streptophyta; Magnoliopsida; Poales; Poaceae.
AUGUUCCUCCAUGUUGUUGGCCAUAAACAGAGGUUCAGGGUCAUUCACAACACGUUCAGGAGAUCAAUGGAGACCACCUCUAGGUACUUCAAGCAGGUGCUUUAUGCUGUUGGGGAGCUUAGAGGAGAGAUGAUCAGGAGACCAUCUGGCCAGACUCCACCCAAGAUUCGCGGAAGCCCAAGAUGGUAUCCAUACUUCAAGGUCACAGUCAGCAGCAUACAGGGGAGGAAGCACUACACAAGCCAGAAUGUGCUUGCUGCUGUUGACUUUGAUCUAAAGUUCACAUAUGUGCUGGCUGGCUGGGAGGGGUCAGCGCAUGAUGCUAACAUUCUCACUAACAGCAUGAGUCGACCUGAUGGGAUCAACAUCCCCGACGGCAAGUUCUACCUUGGAGAUGCUGGCUAUGCAUGUCGGCCGGGUAUUCUUCCACCCUUCAGAAAAACAAGACACUCCAGCCUUAGAGUAACUGUUGAGAGGGCAUUUGGAGGUCUGAAGAAUAGGUUUAAGAUCCUGGAUCAGAAGCCAUUCCACCCAUACUCCACUCAGGUUAAGCUAGUUCUUGCUUGUUGCAUUCUGCAUAACUGGAUCCUCCAGUGGGGCUUUGAUGAACACGUGCCUGAGGAGGAAGAUGUCGAGCCUGACGAUGUUGUUAGCUUCGGCCAUGGUAUGGAGAUGCCAGUGCAGGAUUUGAAGAAGAUGGAAGAAGAACAAGAAGCAGCAACAGCAGUAGCACAAGCAGCAACUGAAGCAGAAGCAGAAGUAGAAGAAGAGGAGAGGAAGAGGAGGAUCUGGUAG